CGCAGUUUAGCAAAAGAGAGAACAUAAGGGCGCAGAUUUGGUAGUGUAGUGGUGUGGUGACUGGUGAACGGUUCUCGAAGUAUCGACGGCGAGGAAUCUUCUGGAAACUCCGUCGUCGCGAUAUAAAAGCCCUAAUACGAAAGCCUGCAUUUCUUAUCCACACUCCUAUCAAGCAUACACAACUCACCAGCUCCUGAGCUGAAGAAACCUUCAUAAGCCUUCUCCUUCCUAAUUUCCUCCCGUUUCUGAGAUAUUGAUUCAGUGAUAAUGGCGUCAGCAAAUGCCAUCUCGACUGCAUCAGUUCUUGGUUCUCCUAAACAGUUGAUGCAGGAGAGCUUGAGGAGGAGGGUGAAUCAGGGGCUAAAGUCGAACUACAAGCCGGGUAACCGUAGAUUUGUUGUGCGUGCUGCAAAGGAAGUUGCUUAUGAUCAAAGUUCAAGGACAGCACUUCAAGCCGGUAUUGAUAAGCUUGCUGAUGCUGUGGGAGUUACUCUUGGUCCUAGAGGAAGGAAUGUGGUCUUGGAUGAGUUUGGGAGCCCUAAAGUAGUGAAUGAUGGGGUAACAAUUGCUCGGGCUAUUGAGCUUGCGGAUGCCAUGGAAAAUGCUGGUGCCGCUCUCAUAAGGGAGGUUGCAAGUAAAACUAAUGACUCUGCUGGUGAUGGGACAACAACAGCAUCAGUUCUUGCACGUGAAAUUAUCAAACUAGGCUUAUUGAGUGUUACUUCUGGUGCAAACCCUGUCUCAAUCAAGAGAGGGAUUGACAAGACAGUACAAGGCCUGGUGGAUGAGUUGGAGAAGAAAGCUAGGCCUGUUAAGGGGCGUGAUGAUAUUAAAGCUGUUGCUUCCAUCUCUGCUGGCAAUGAUGAUACCAUUGGGACUAUGGUUGCUGAUGCAAUUGAUAAGGUUGGACCUGAUGGUGUUUUAUCCAUUGAAUCUUCAUCAUCCUUUGAGACAACUAUAGAGGUGGAAGAAGGAAUGGGGAUUGACCGUGGUUACAUUUCACCACAGUUUGUCACAAACCCUGAGAAAAUGAUUGUUGAAUUUGAGAAUGCAAAGGUCUUGGUGACUGAUCAGAAGAUUUCAACAAUAAAGGACAUAAUUCCUCUGUUGGAGAAGACUACACAGCUAAGAGCUCCUCUACUCGUUAUAGCUGAAGAUGUCACUGGGGAAGCCUUGGCUACUCUUGUUGUAAAUAAGCUACGUGGUAUUCUUAAUGUAGCUGCUAUUAAAGCACCUGGUUUUGGUGAGAGGCGUAAGGCUCUCCUUCAAGAUAUUGCAAUUGUAACAGGAGGUGAGUACCAAGCUAGUGAUCUGGGGUUACUUGUUGAGAAUACCUCUGUUGAGCAACUUGGUGUGGCAAGAAAGGUGACCAUCACCAAGGACUCAACCACCAUUAUUGCUGAUGCUGCAUCCAAGGAUGAGAUUCAAGCUAGAGUUGCACAAUUAAAAAAGGAAUUGGCCGAGACAGACUCUGUUUAUGACUCUGAGAAAUUGGCUGAGAGAAUUGCCAAGCUGUCUGGUGGAGUUGCUGUUAUAAAGGUUGGAGCUGCAACUGAGACCGAGCUUGAAGAUCGCAAGCUUCGAAUUGAGGAUGCCAAGAAUGCCACUUUUGCAGCCAUAGAGGAAGGGAUUGUACCAGGAGGAGGCGCAGCAUUGGUUCACCUCUCAACACAUGUCCCUGCAAUUAAGGGCAAAAUUGAAGACGCUGAUGAACGGCUAGGUGCAGACAUUGUCCAGAAGGCUUUGGUAGCACCUGCUUCCUUGAUAGCCCACAAUGCAGGGGUGGAGGGUGAAGUAGUUGUAGAGAAGAUCAAGGAAGCGGAGUGGGAGGUGGGAUACAAUGCCAUGACAGAUAAAUACGACAACUUGAUGGAGGCAGGGGUUAUUGACCCGGCUAAGGUUACGAGGUGUGCACUUCAGAAUUCUGCGUCCGUGGCAGGAAUGGUACUUACCACUCAGGCCAUCGUGGUGGAGAAGCCCAAGCCCAAGGCUCCCGUCGCUGCACCUCCUCAAGGUCUCACUGUAUAAUUCCACUCUUUUUUUUGGUUAAACGUCAGAGCCAGAGGCAGCAUGCAUUAUUAGGCUGAGGGUUAUUGAGGGCAGCCACUUCUGGUUGAAUGUGGCAUGGAAUUUCAUAUUCGUGCGGGAAUUUUUGUAUGAAAACCAGGUUGCCAAAGAUAAAAUAACUGGAUAAAAAUCAACCUUCUAGAGCUUCUUCUCUCCAAUUGCCAUCGAUUUGAAGCCUGUAACUUUUUUUCUUUUUCCAAAUGAUAUAUGGUUUUGGAUACGGAUAUGAUGCAUCAUCGAUCAUGUCGAUAUCUUGAACCAAUUUAUGUGUUCUCCAAAUCUGAGUUAAAAGUAAACCAAAAUUUGCAUUCA
Messenger RNA from Nelumbo nucifera (sacred lotus), 2379 nucleotides. RefSeq names its product ruBisCO large subunit-binding protein subunit alpha. Gene Ontology annotation, molecular function: ATP binding; ATP-dependent protein folding chaperone. Gene Ontology annotation, biological process: protein refolding. The record is from RefSeq and is a predicted model, not a curated record. NCBI's taxonomy places the organism in Eukaryota, Viridiplantae, Streptophyta, Magnoliopsida, Proteales, Nelumbonaceae.